This is a messenger RNA of Physella acuta, 1372 nucleotides long. RefSeq names its product transmembrane protein 135. Lineage: Eukaryota; Metazoa; Mollusca; Gastropoda; Physidae. The record is from RefSeq and is a predicted model, not a curated record.
ACGAAGAUGUUUACUAUAGGUUUCCUAGUUCAAGCAACUCUCAGCUCCGUCUCUGUCAUAAACUCCAUUAUCAAGAAACCAUCAACAUUAAAGAAUACAAUCUUCAACAGAUUGAACUUGAAACUAGCUGCAUUCCUUGGUGGUUACUCAGCAAUCUUUAGGGCUGUGAACUGCAUCUUGAGGUGGGUGAGGAACAAAGACACACCUGUCAAUGGUUUUAUAGCAGGAGGCCUGGCAGGGCUGACCUUGAGAUUCUACAGAAGUGUCACCAUAGCCCUGUAUGCUGCCACUAAACUAGUUGAGAUUUUGUAUUUUAAAGGCAUAGAGUCCUAUGGCUUCCCUUACAUCAAAUGUGCUGACAUCUUCAUCUAUGCAUUCUCUACGGCUUUUAUAUUCCACGCAGCUGUGAUGGAGCCACACACACUUAGACCAGGCUACUGGAAGUUUUUACUCAGGGUCACAGACAACAAAUUUGCUCUAAUGAACAGGCAGUUGCUUGAUGUGUUUGGUGCCAAUUCCUCCAAGAUCAAACCAGAUUACUGGCCAGACUAUGACCCAGCCUUCACAACACUAACCCGCCCAAAAAGUUAACUUAUCACAUUCAGAUAGUCCAUUUAGUAGUUUGAUAAAAAAUUAAUAGGUGGUUGAUAUAGAAUUUCCAGAUAAAUAAUGUUCUAUUUUUAUAUUAAUUUAUAAUGGUUAGGUAUCACACCAUUAUUUAACUAAUGUGCUUAAAUCAACAUGCCAAGAUUUUUCUGUAAUUUAUGUCAAUCAUGUUAAUUAAUGGUUUUUUACAAAAGUGUUUUUUGUCAUUUUACAGCUAAUUUCUUUUGCUUUAUUUUUAAAUGUAUUUUCUCUUCUACUUGAAAGGAAUAUUUAGCUCUUCACAUAAGUUCAUUUUAGGCAGAUUUUACUAUAUAAAAAAAAGGUCUCAGAACAUCUCUUGAAAUCUUUUUUUUUAAAUAACUGCUUUUUCUUGAGCUUUUUUCCUUCUUUGUAAAACCACUUUCCACUUUGAUACUCAGGGCUGCAAAUAUUGUCAAAUUUCUGCAUAAUGUGUUGUCAUGGUUGUUUGAGUUGUAACAAUCUGUGAUAAGUUAUUUCCCUUCAUAAUUAAAUCUUCCUGUUAAAAGGAAUUCAUUGAUUCACUGCUGACAUGGAUAUGGCAUUCUUUCUCUCUCCCCCCCCCCCCCCUGCUUGCUUAUUUUUUAAUUUGAAACUGUUUAAGUGGCAUAAUUGUAUCAGUACUUAUUUCACCAUUUCUUUAGAAGUGCCUUUUGCUGUCUCUGUGUUAUAUGAUCCCAUCCAUGGUAAACCUUUUAAUUGUUCCUCCAUUUUUCAUUUGAACUGAAUCACACAAAAACUUUUUAAA